UCUCUUUCCUUCAAGCUGCUGUACCUUGGCAGGGAGUACCCCAAGGGAGCUGACUACUUCAGGAGCCGCUUGAAAGCAGCCUUCCUUAAAAACAAAGACGAGAAGGACCCUGAGAAAAUCAAGCAGCUGAUCGCCCGAGGAGAGUUCGUGAUCAAGGAGCUGGAGGCUUUGUACUUCCUGAGGAAAUACCGAGCGCUGAAGCAGCGCUACUACAGCGACGACAGCCGCUGACAGACAGCCGCUGACAGACGGACAGCCGUCCCCAGCCGC
Messenger RNA from Dryobates pubescens (Downy woodpecker), 270 nucleotides. RefSeq names its product electron transfer flavoprotein regulatory factor 1 (gene ETFRF1). Gene Ontology annotation, biological process: respiratory electron transport chain. Gene Ontology annotation, cellular component: mitochondrion. The transcript has a single exon. The annotation marks the transcript as partial. NCBI's taxonomy places the organism in Eukaryota, Metazoa, Chordata, Aves, Piciformes, Picidae. The record is from RefSeq and is a predicted model, not a curated record.